CUUUUUCUGUUCCUUAUGCAGCCAAAUGGACGGACUGUUGAAGUGGCUGAGGAGGAAGUUGUCCGAACUCCUCGAAGUGUAACAGCAAAGCAGCCAUUAGAGACAGAUAAGAAAAAUGAAAAGUGCUGCUCCAGAUCAGGGAUUGACAAACUUCAACCUUCCAAAUCAAGCCAGUCAAAGAAAAAUAAGAAGAAAUCAAAGUCAGAUGCUAAAGCAGUGCAAAACAGUUCACGCCAUGAUGGGAAGGAAGUUGAUGAAGGAGCCUGGGAAACUAAAAUUAGUCACAGAGAAAAACGACAGCAACGUAAACGUGAUAAGGUACAGACUGAUUCUGGUUCAUUGGAUUCAACUAUCCCUGGGAUAGAAAAUACCAUCACAGUUACCACCGAGCAACUUACAACUGCAUCAUUUCCUGUUGGUUCCAAGAAGAAUAAAGGUGAAUCUCAUCUAAAUGUUCAAGUUAGCAACUUUAAGUCUGGAAAAGGAGAUCCUACACUUCAGGUUUCUUCAGGAUUGAAUGAAAACCUCACUAUAAAUGGAGGAGGCUGGAAUGAAAAGUCUAUAAAACUCUCCUCACAGAUAAGUGCAGGGGAGGAGAAGUGGAACUCUGUUUCACCUGCUUCUGCAGGCAAGAGGAAAACUGAGCCAUCUGCUUGGGGUCAAGACACUGGAGAUGCUAAUGCGAAUGGAAAAGACUGGGGAAGGAGUUGGAGUGACCGUUCAAUUUUUUCUGGCAUUGCUGCUUGGUCUAGUGUGGAUAGGGGAAUGAAUACCUCUGAACAGAAUUCUGCUUCUUUUGCAUCUCUCACACUUAACUCUGCUGUUCCUGGGUCUACUGCUGAGCCAGUUUCUCAGUCUACCACUUCUGAUUAUCAGUGGGAUGUUAGCCGUAAUCAGCCCUAUAUCGAUGAUGAAUGGUCUGGGUUAAAUGGUCUGUCUUCUGCUGAUCCCAGCUCUGAUUGGAACGCACCAGCAGAAGAGUGGGGGAAUUGGGUAGAUGAAGAACGAGCCCAGUUCCUGAAGUCCCAGGAGCCAAUUCCUGAUGAUCAAAAAGUUUCAGAUGAUGAUAAAGAAAAAGGAGAGGGUGCCCUUUCAACCGGGAAAUCUAAAAAGAAAAAGAAGAAAAAGAAGAAGCAAGGUGACGAUAACUCUCCUGCACAGGACCCAGAAGAAUUAGAAAAAGAGAUUAGAGAAGAGCCUCCAGUGAAUACCUCUAAAGUCCGUCCAAAACAGGAAAAAGCUUUUUCUUCAAAAACCAUAAGCACUAGUGAUCCAGCAGAAACACUCAUCAAAAAUAGCCAGCCUAUCAAGACUCUUCCACCUGCUGUUGCUACUGAGCCAUCUGUUAUUUUAUCAAAGAGUGAUUCUGACAAGAGCUCUUCCCAAGUGCCACCGAUGCUACAAGAGUCAGAUAAAUCCAAGUCAAAUACUAAGCAAAAUAGUGUGCCUCCUUCACAAACCAAGUCUGAAACUAGCUGGGAAUCUCCAAAACAAAUAAAAAAGAAGAAAAAAGCCAGGCGGGAAACGUGAAUUUUCUUUUCCUGAAUAGGACAUGUGUUUGCUGACACUGUCUUGAAGAUUAUGCUGUUUAUGCAAUAAUUUGUGAACAUGUACAGAGUUUUAUAUAAAUUUAAACCAAUUUUUAAGAGAAAACUGUGAACACAACCACCAUAAAAAUGGAAUCAAAGGAAAGUUAAUUUAUGAAAUUAAGAGAUCAGCAGAAUAUAUAUACUACAUUGCUGGAAGACACUUGGGAAAGUCUUUUCAAUUUAAUGAGAACGUUCUUAAUUCAAGAAUAUUAUCCUGGUUUUACAACAGUGCCCUGUUUACAACAGAUUGUGCCCUAUUUCUUCUGCAACUGAGGAAUAAAGGAUUCUGAUUAGAGAGAGGGUUGCCUACAAAUUCGUAGGCAACUUCUCGGACCUUAUGCACGGAACUUACACCAUUUGAAUCUGUUUUAUGCUUAAAUCAAAGUGCUUUGAUCAAAUGCAUAAUCUGCCAUAUCUUUACAUAUUUGUUGGUAGCAAUUUGUAUUAAAGGAAUCACAAGUGCAAAUAAAAAGUCAUUUAUCAUUUAUUUAACUAAACUGUCAUGGUUUAGUUUACAAUUUUUAAAAAGUUCUUAAUUGAAAAUGCAGUUGACACUUAUGGCUUAUGAACUUAUUUUUGAUAGUCUUACAUUACUUGAAUUGUUCAAAGUACAGUAUAUUUUAAAUUAAGAAUGGUAAACUGUAUGUCUUUGUUUUAUACUUUCAAAGAUGAGACUCAUAAAUAAUGCUCUUGUUUAUGAUUUGAAAACUUUCAAGCAAAAUGUAACUUACAUUUUUCCUUUCCCUAGCAAUUUUUUCCAGUGUCAUCUCUUCAUUGCUAACACUUUUUGACUAUAAAAAUGAAAUCUUUACAAACUAGUUCUACAGACAGAACUUUGAGUAUAUGAUGGAGAAUGGAAACCUAGAGUCAGACAGCUUUAAUUGACAUUGUCAAGACCUCCAGUUAUCAGGAAUACAUUUUUUACUGCCUUAACCUGUAGUGCGUAGAAUAUGCAUCAAUUUCUUGAAGGGGAUUCGUGUUUUUAUAAGAAUUUUUCCUGUAAUUAUUGCAAUCAUGGUCAAAUAAGGAAUGUUUCCUGCUUGAAACUAUUAAUUUAAAUGCUGUGGGAGCUGUUUCACCAUUUCAGGCACUGUGUAAUUCUAUUGUGAUAAACUGGCAGGUAUCUUUGUAACUAUAAAUAGUGCAUGCUCAGCCAUGUACACUGUAAAUAGCCUUUACCAAACGUGUUUGACAAGGACCAUAAUUAACAUCACUUAGUGAAUUGUGAUAAAGAAAAAAGCCAUGAUUUAUUUGAUGUGAUUGGCUUAAUUGUUUUUAUGUGGCGCCAAGAAUGAAACUGUUUAGCUGUAACCAAUGGUACUGAUCUAUCCAUCCAGCGUGUCUUUAUUCUCUUUGAUUGUGAUUUGAUAGUAUUGCAUUGUCAGUCUAGGAAAGCUAAAGAAACAAAAUGGUUUUAGUUUUGCUGAAGACUGGCCUUAUUAAUGGACAGCUUUCCUAACACACGAUUAUUAACUCUUAUCGGGUAUUAACAUCUGUUUCAGGAACACGGCAGUAUGUUUACAUGUCAGAAGUUUUGUUUAUGAUAUUUCUAAAUUGUUUUAAAUAAAUUCAGCAAAUGGA
Molecule: messenger RNA, 3170 nt
Organism: Myotis davidii
Lineage: Eukaryota; Metazoa; Chordata; Mammalia; Chiroptera; Vespertilionidae
Gene: MTDH
Product: metadherin
Exons: 13
Coding region: 16-1530 (504 amino acids)
Biological process (GO): positive regulation of angiogenesis; positive regulation of canonical NF-kappaB signal transduction; negative regulation of apoptotic process
Cellular component (GO): nucleus
Molecular function (GO): NF-kappaB binding; transcription coregulator activity
Source: RefSeq, a predicted model, not a curated record